Messenger RNA from Stegastes partitus (bicolor damselfish), 2865 nucleotides. RefSeq names its product NOP2/Sun RNA methyltransferase 2 (gene nsun2). Gene Ontology annotation, cellular component: cytoplasm; nucleus. The record is from RefSeq and is a predicted model, not a curated record. Lineage: Eukaryota; Metazoa; Chordata; Actinopteri; Pomacentridae. Gene Ontology annotation, molecular function: tRNA (cytidine-N5)-methyltransferase activity; tRNA binding. Bases 136 to 2457 code for a protein of 773 amino acids. Gene Ontology annotation, biological process: tRNA methylation. The transcript is spliced from 19 exons.
GCAGCACGCUCCGAGGAAACACAGCGCAGCGGCUCAUCUCAUUGACUUUUUAUCCGAGUUAUAGGACGCUUUUCUCCGCUUCCAUCCACCACGCUUUUCCGCAGACUUUUCUCCAGAGUUGUCUGCUAUUCCAAAAUGGGGAAAAGAAGCAGACAGAGGCAGAAAAACCAGAGUGCUGCCGGCAGGGACGACAGAGACAAGGCUGGCUGGGGAGCUGGCUACGCUGACAUUGUCAAGGAGAACAAGCUGUUCGAGCACUACUACAAGGAGCAGGGCCUGGUGCCUGAGGAAGAGUUCGAACAGUUCAUGGACGCAAUGAGGGAACCGCUUCCUGCAACCAUCCGCAUCACUGGAUACAAGAGCCAUGCCAAGGAGAUCCUUCACUGUCUGAAGGAAAAAUACUUCAAGGACAUCCAGGAGGUGGAUAUCGAUGGGCAGAAGAUAGAAGCUCCACAAGCUCUCAGCUGGUAUCCCGAUGAGCAGGCCUGGCACACCAACAUGAGCAGGAAGAUCAUCAGGAAGUCUCCUCUGCUGGAGAAGUUCCACCAGUUUUUGGUCAGCGAAACUGAAUCAGGUAACAUCAGCCGACAGGAAGCUGUCAGCAUGAUCCCUCCUCUGCUCCUGAAGAUUGAGCCCCAUCACAAGAUCUUGGACAUGUGUGCAGCUCCAGGGUCGAAGACCGCACAGCUGAUCGAGAUGCUCCACGCCGACAUGGACGUGCCAUUCCCAGAGGGCUUCGUCAUCGCCAAUGACGUGGACAACAAGCGCUGCUACUUACUUGUGCACCAGGCCAAGCGUCUCAACAGCCCAUGCAUCAUGGUUGUCAACCACGAUGCCUCCUGCAUUCCCACGCUCCACAUAGACUCAGAUGGCAAGAAGGACAUCCUCUUCUAUGACCGCAUCCUGUGCGACGUCCCCUGCAGUGGGGACGGCACCAUGAGGAAGAACAUAGAUGUGUGGAAGAAAUGGACGACCAGCAACAGCCUGCACCUCCACGGGCUCCAGCUGCGGAUCGCAGUGCGCGGCGUUGAACAGCUGGCUGUGGGAGGGAGGAUGGUCUACUCCACCUGUUCACUCAACCCUAUAGAGGACGAAGCUGUCAUAGCAGCACUGCUGGAGAAGAGUGAAGGAGCUUUGGAGCUCGCCGACAGCUCAGCUGACCUGCCAGGGCUGAAGUGGAUGCCUGGCGUCACGUCCUGGAAGCUGAUGACCAAAGACGGCCAGUGGUUCUCCGACUGGUCCGAGGUUCCGAGCAGUCGUCACACACAGAUCCGCCCCACCAUGUUCCCGCCGAAGGACUCAGAGAAGCUGGCUGGCAUGCAUCUGGAGAGAUGUAUGAGGAUUCUGCCUCAUCACCAGAACACCGGAGGUUUCUUUGUGGCUGUGUUGGUGAAGAAAGCCCCGAUGCCUUGGAACAAAAGAUACCCCAAGCUGAGGAAGGACGUCUCGUCCAGCUCAGCGGCCCAGAGCGAAAUCUCCUCGGCGGCCUCGUCACCAGCAGAUGCUCCCUGCCUCCUCCCAGAGCGUCCCCUGGAGGAGGUGGAGAAGGGCGGCUCGGAGGGAAAAGUAGACGGGGAGGCAGAGAAGGAGGCGCCCAAAGGAGCGACUCUGGCUCAGGAGGCUGGUGCCAAACAAGAGGGGACGUGUGGGCCUCCUCCUUCUAAGAAGAUGAGGCUGUUUGGGUAUAAAGAAGACCCCUUUGUGUUCCUAACUGAGGAUGACCCUGUCUUCAACACCAUACAAUCUUUUUAUGAUCUGUCUGGUGACUUCCCCAAGCUCAAUGUCCUGACCAGGACCCACGAAGGCAAGAAGAGACACUUGUACAUGGUUUCCAAAGAGCUCCGCAACGUGCUGCUCAAUAACAGCGAGCGCAUGAAGGUCAUUAACACCGGGGUGAAGGUGUGGUCUCGCAACAGUGAUGGCGAGGAGUUUGGCUGUGCCUUCAGACUGGCUCAGGAGGGUAUCUACACUCUACAGCCGUACAUUCGCUCCAGGAUUAUCAGAGUGAGUGUGGAGGACAUCAAAGUGCUGCUGACCCAGGAGAACCCGUUCCUCAGCAAACUGGAGGAGGACGCUCACGCUCAGGCCAAGAAAAUGGGAAUGGGUAGCAUUGUGCUGAAGUACAUUCCAAACCCAAAUAACCCAGCGGAGCCUCAGUGUCCCAUCCAGCUGUGUGGCUGGAGGGGAAAGACGUCCAUCCGAGCCUUUGUACCCCGCAACGAGAGGUUUCAUUACCUUCGAAUGUUAGGUGUGGAGGUCUUCAGAGACAAACAAGGCCUGGGGCAGAAAAGGAAAGAUGGAGAAAAGGAGGAGGUAGAGGACGAGGUGGAAAAGGACGCAGAGGAAGAAGAAGAAGGAGCAGGGGAAAAUGAGGCAGAGUUGGACUUGGAGAACGGUGAUCAAAAUGGCUCAUCGAAACCAAAGACUGACAGCGGCAGCAAAGCGACUAGUAGCUGAGAAUGUAAAGCAGACAAUAGAGAGAAGGAGGAUUGACUGAAGAUGUGCUAGAGCUCCAAGAGCUCUUGACCAGGUCCAAAACCACACUAUGUGGCAGAGGAGGGUAAUGUGCCUCUUUGGGUAUCUCUGUUUGCCACACUGCCAGUGCAGUAGGAUUCCCUCUCAGAGAUGGACUCCCUUGGGAUUUUUCUUUUUUGGAUCCCCUCCAGGAGUCCGCUUUUUAGUUAAAAGGCUUGUCUUAUUUUAUAUAGCUGUUUUUGAUGUUUUAACAACUGUAUGCCACUGAAGAAGUGGCAUCAGUAUUCUUUCAGUUGCUCAUGUUUCGAGAUGUUUGUAUUAAUUGCCAAUCUCAUUUUCUACCCCUGUAAUUAGGCAGAAGUAUGGAGCUGAUUAAAAGUGUGAACAGUU